AUGGAUCGUGCGCCUCGUCGCCGUAAUGGCCGCCUUCAGGCUUGCGACCCAUGUCGACGCCGGAAGAUGGCGUGUGACCACACACAGCCAACAUGCAGCAGAUGCGAGAAAAGAGGCCAAGCUGCCGCGUGCAUCUAUACAGUAACGACCGAACCGCCUUCCAAGAACCGCAACUUGCGUCACGACCGUUCAAGAUCAGGACGGAAUCUUCCUGUGCCUGUCACUUCUCCCUCUUCAAUCCUAGAUCCUUCCCCCGCAGUAUCACAAUUGGCCGCAGCCAGAGGCCAGAGUCAGAGCCCAGCCUCACUCACUCGCUCAUUUGGUAACGGAUAUUUGGGGUUCACCAGUUACUCAGCAGUGUUUGAUGAGACUCGCCAGAGACUCAGUCACAUUCAAGGCACCCCUUCAGCCAUACCCUCCGGUGAUGCGCAGGACUCACCACGGGGAGGAGGACUAAGUUGGACGUUGUCAUCGUCGACUAUCGCAAUAUGCCAGUCUAUUAUACGGGGCCUCCCAGAUCUCUCCAAGGUCAAAAUUCCGCCAGCCAGCUUUUCUGCCAACGCAAACCACGGCUGGGUGCGCGUCGCUGCGGCCAGGAUUCUCAAAACUUUACAGGCCAAAAUCUCGGCCUCUCCAUCAGACGAAGAGAUACUAGAGCUAUCUAAGAUGAUACACGAAAACACUAUGAAAUCAGUUUCAGACGAUCUCUCUAACCCCAACGAAUGGAUCCAACAAUUCAGCGGACCUAACCUGCGGUGGGAGUCUAUCGCGGUGCUUUUCACCUUGCCUGAACUCUUUGGCGCCAAUGGCCACACGGCAGAAAAUUCGAGGAUGUGGUCUCAAGUUUCCUUCAAGAAAGUCGUUUUGGAAUGCAUCGACCAUUGUGUACAUCUCGCCAUGGAUCAAACGGGAGGAAACCUCCUACUAUUAUGGGUAUGCUAUCGACGGACCUUUCUGGAAUCUAUCACCCUCGGCGAUGCUAGUUUACACUGCCUCCGCUCUCACGCCGAUUGCGUAUCUAUCUCACUGUUCCUCGGACUCCACGUUGAACAACCUACAUCCCACUACAAGCCGACAUUCUGCUCACAGUUGAAACGGCUGCUGCUCAAUCGUGUGUUCGUGAUUGAUAAAGUAAUCUCGGCUUUCCAAGGCCGCCCUCCCCUACUGAGUGGUCGAUACAUAAUGACGCCUUUGCCACUUGACAUAUCCGACAGGCAUUUCUUUUCUGGGAAGGGCGAUCUGGAUGCUGCCGUCCAGUUGUUGGAUGAAAACGGCUGGAACACUAAUGGAGAGGUUGGGUUGGCUACAAUCACUCGCGCACGAGCAGAAUUGGGACACAACAGGGAGAAAAUCCUAGAAAUCGCGUUAGGGAAUGGGUGGCAUGUGAAUAUCGAUACUUUACUGGAUAUCAAGGCUCGGGACUUAGCUGUGCUAUCCAGCUUUCCUUCCGGUCUUCUAUACAGCCCAAAGGACAUUGACAAUGCUAACUUUGAUGUGGACAUUUUCUAUGGCAAGAUUCUGAUACGGGUGGAACAUUUACAGAAUAUGUUCUUCAUCGAGCGUCUCUUGCUUCGUUACAAUUAUCCCGACGGGGGCGAACUAUUAGUAGUUAGCUAUGACAUGGUGACCACCAUUCUAGGCAUUUGGAUUCACAAGGAUAAAUUCACAUCGAUUCGGAGAGACUUCGAGUGGCUGGUCAUGGCGUAUGCUGCACCAGGCGGAGGGAUCCUCUGCAUGGAACUUCUCAAACCGACAUUUUCCGGGUCCCAUCCGAAGAAUCCCAAGAUCACACGAUCAAGCAUCAUCCAGCAGCUGAGCCUGCUUGUUGGUUUUCUCGACUGGGUAGGCCCCGACGCACCCAACGCGGACCUUUGCUCCAACUGCAGCAACGUGAUUCAACACGUGUUGGAUCUGACGCUAAACAAUUUUGGGACACCAACACAUAAUGAUUCUGUUGAUGCCUUGGGGCAGUUUGACUCGACCCAGAUGAACUUUAAUUUUGACUUGUUAGACACGUUUGACUGGCUCCGGACAGAUGAGUUUACGGGCGACCAAUAA
Clonostachys solani is the source of this 2058-nucleotide messenger RNA. The record is from the annotation of a GenBank genome assembly. NCBI's taxonomy places the organism in Eukaryota, Fungi, Ascomycota, Sordariomycetes, Hypocreales, Bionectriaceae.